UCAAAAUUAAAUGACAAUUUUCUUCCAUAAAAAGAAAGACAACUUUUUAGAAUAUUUGCUCAAUUCGAUUGUAUCACAAUAGCGUGAAACUGAAUAUCAUGCAGUGCUCCCGAAUUUUCCUUGUCGAUAAGCAAAGACCUACGUGAAAUUGAUACUCCUCACGAUUUACUGUCUGAGAGAACGAGCUUAAGCCAGACCGAGAUUAGGCGAGAUCUUUAAUUAACCAGUGUAAUAUGCACAGUAAUGUGUGUGUGUGUGUCUCAAUUAUCAUAAAUAUUUACACACGCCCAAAAACAUGACAAUCAUGGCAUACGUGACUAUAAUGGCACGUGAUUGACUGUGGGUUUUAAUAAUUUCUUUUGAUUACGUUUUUUUUCCACGGCCUAAGACGAUGUUUGCAAACUGGUGAAAUGCUUUCAAGAUCUUCUCAAGUCGAAAUUGUUUGAACAGAAUUCUUGUUUGCCUCAUAAAUUCAAAACAUCAAUUCUCAAUCUUUGCUUAUUUUAUUCUACUGGGCUUUAAGGACCAUACGAGAAUUAUUUUCUUUUUUACUUGAAAUCUGUGACUUUUUCACGUCGAAAAAGAAUGAGUUUUGGGGGAAAAAAUAUAAAUAGCAAAAAAGUCUUAGAAUCAGUUGAAAAUACGUAAAAAUGGUAUGCAAUCCUUUAUUAGAUCACUCUGAAUUCUACUGACUUCUGUAAAAAAACAUCAAUUUGUAGGCCUCUGAACCCAAAAGCGAUUAUUCAUCGGUUCAUUACUCUGCAGCCGUAUUCUCUUCGUUUUUUUAUUCAUAAUUAAUUAAAUUCAUAAACAUAUUUACGUUUGUUUUUAUUAUUAUUUUUUACUUUUUCCCGUCAACGAUCUCUCAUGAACACAAUCUAUUCUGGCGCAAACACUAUGCAAAAAUCAUUAACUAAUAAUUGAACAAAUAUUUUGACUGUUUUGUUUCAUUACGAGCGACGUGAGAUGAUUAUUAUUCUUUUCUGCUCGUAUGUAUAAAAAUGGGCCAAAGCGAGCUAUCGUCGACAGUAGUAUCGUCAUCGAGAUUCAAGUGCCAAAUCGAUUUUAAACACUAUGAAGGGUUUGAUCUUCAUCGCUGCUUUGCUCUUCGUCGCCGUUUCGGCCAAUAUAUUUGAAGAUAUGUUAGAUGACAAUGAUCGAGAAUGCGUGCACGAACAAUUCGCUCAGGCUUCAAGUGAUAUUGAAUACGAUGCGGACUUUUUUCGGUUUUUGUGUUGUAUAAACGGCUGCGAUUUCUUUUUAGAGGGAGCGGUUUAUGAUAACGGCACGCUGAAUAUGCCACUUAUCAUCAAGGAUUUUUAUGACAGUGGCUAUGUAAAUGGCGAUGUUAACCUCGAGGAAGCUAUCACUGUGACCUACCACAGCUGCAGAAAAGAUUACCCGAAUCUCUGCGACUUCGCAAUGUGCAUGGAGCUACGACUGGAUGAAUAUUCACCGAAUAAUUGCUCAUCGAAAGCUCGUGCUAGAAAUGGAGCAAGGCUUAUAAAGAUCAGAUCGGCACGUAAAAUAUUCUCUGAGUUAACCAAAAAAAAAAUAAUCAUCUGA
This is a messenger RNA of Trichogramma pretiosum, 1566 nucleotides long. RefSeq lists its product as uncharacterized. The transcript is spliced from 5 exons. The coding region runs from base 1075 to 1566 and encodes 163 amino acids. The record is from RefSeq and is a predicted model, not a curated record. Lineage: Eukaryota; Metazoa; Arthropoda; Insecta; Hymenoptera; Trichogrammatidae.